Molecule: messenger RNA, 760 nt
Organism: Belonocnema kinseyi
Lineage: Eukaryota; Metazoa; Arthropoda; Insecta; Hymenoptera; Cynipidae
Product: F-box only protein 7-like
Exons: 3
Coding region: 26-673 (215 amino acids)
Biological process (GO): autophagy of mitochondrion; positive regulation of autophagy of mitochondrion
Molecular function (GO): protein kinase binding
Source: RefSeq, a predicted model, not a curated record
ACGAUUUAAAAAAUUAAUAAUUAAUAUGUCGCAUCCGUAUUUAGUGGAGGAAAGCUCACUUGUUGAAUUAGCUCCAAAUUUAGAAAGAUUGGUGAUGUCACUUGACAAUAAUGCAAACCAUCACGAUUAUCUCGUUGCUGUUGUUAUUGUUGUUUUGGCAGAAACUGGAUUUUUCAUUACUCCCGAAGACGAUCAAGAAGGAUGGAGGAUAAGCUCACUUUACAUUCCACGAAAUUGGAAAUCUAAUGGAAUAUACCAGUUUACGUUACGAUACAACAUUUCUCGUGAAAUUGUCUGUAAAUUAGUUGGAGUUCCAACAGGAGACACGAUGAUUUUGAAUUUGUGCAACGGAUCGACUCGUUGCAUCGUUUUUCAGACUCUGAAAUACAUUAAUCCACAUUCCAGUGAUAUCAGUGGAAGAUUUUGGAAUUUAAAGGAAUUUUCAUUCAGAUUAAAGAACGAAUUAUUGACGCCCUUGCGAGUUGAGCUUCUAACCAAAUUUGGACUUCCGAGUCCCAGUCUUCAUGGACUUCCAGAAGAACUAAAAAUCCACAUUUUUAGAAGACUAGAUCCAAAAAGCAGAAGAAAUCUGUCCCUCUGUUGUCAACAAUAUUCUGAAAUUAAUUUAGAAAGCAGAGGACACAGUGUCAGAAUUCACGGUCGUUCGUGGUAAAUAAAUGUCUGAUUCGACAAAUUGAUGCAUCGAAUUUUAAUCGUGAUAUUUUCUAUUUUACUGUUAUAAAACAAUUUUGAUAAAAAA